AUGAACUACCUAACAGCUGGAAAGGUGUCAGGGGUUGGCGAUAGUGAAGCCAUUUGGCCACCUGAAAUUCAAUUUAUCGGAAAAGACAUUUUAAGAUUUCAUGCCAUUCUCUGGCCGGCAAUUUUGAUGGCCCUGGGUCUACCACUCCCAAAGCUGGUUAUUCCUCACGGUCAUAUUCUUGUGUCAGGUGUUAAGAUGUCCAAAAGCCUUGGGAAUAUUGUGAGUCCUGAUGAGGUGCUGAAUCACUUUGCUUCCUUUUUCACUGGAAGUGAUAGCUUCACAGAGCCAGAAGUUUAUUCGGUGACAACAGAUUGUCUUCGCUACUGUCUUAUUCGCAGCGCCUGCUUACAGGAAGAUAUCACAUUCAGUCUUCCUCUUGCAAUUGAAACUGUCAAUGCGGAGUUGGUUAACUCCUUGGGCAAUCUGCUCUCAAGGAUUUCUUCCAAGAAGGUAACUCCAACUCACACUGCGCCAAUUCUUGACAUUGUGGAGGCUCAAGAUUUUAUGUCGGACCCUUUGGAUGCUGAAUUUUUUAACGAUCUCAGAAACCUUCCUUCCACAGUGGAUUCCUUAUGGUUUGAUCAUCUGCAGCCUCAUCACUGCGUGGACGCUGUUAUGCGGGUAGUUCGUCAUGCCAACGCUUUUGUCGACCGACAUCGUCCGUGGGAUACAAACAGGUCGUCCUCCAAAACCGUCGUGGGAGUUACUCUGGAAACACUCCGAUUAGUUGGCUGUCUCCUCUCACCCUUGAUUCCCACUUUGUCCAACCGCCUUCUAUGUGGAAUUGGACUGGAGGAACAGGCUCUUAGGUGUUUCACUUGGCGAUUGCCAAAUGAUGGACCUCUUAAACGACCUCUUAUACCGAGAUUCAGACCCUAA
Molecule: messenger RNA, 879 nt
Organism: Rodentolepis nana
Lineage: Eukaryota; Metazoa; Platyhelminthes; Cestoda; Cyclophyllidea; Hymenolepididae
Source: the annotation of a GenBank genome assembly